UGUUUGGAGAGAGCCAUGAAGUUCUCAUUCGAUGAAUUCCACCUCUGGAACCAACUGGGUCUGUCUCUGAUGGCAGCUGGGAAGUUGAAGGAGGCCGAGGAGCUCUCCCACACUGUGGUGUCCAUGGGGGAGGAGGCGGGGGAGUUCCUGCCUCGGGCUCACCUGGCUCUGGGACUCUGCUUCAGUCUGCAGGCCUCUGAGGCUUCUCUGAAAGCAGAUCGCGACGAACUCAACAAGAAAGCUGUGACAGCUUUGAGCAAAGCUCACUCAUUAGACCCUGAUGAUGCUCAGAUCUCCAUGUACCUGGCUCUGCAGCUGGCUCUGGUUCGUCAGGUCUCAGCAGCAAUGGAGCCUCUUCAGGCAGCUCUAUCAGUGCGGGCCGAUGAUUUACAUUCUCUGCACCUGCUGAGCCUGUUGCUGAGUGCACAGAAGCAUCACCGUCACGCCAUGGACACGCUCAGCCUGGCCCUCAGCCAACAUCCUGACAACUUCAAUUUGCUGCUGACCAAGGUGAAGCUGCAGGAGGUUUUGUUUGGACCCUCUACAGCUCUGCAGACCUGUGAGGAGCUGCUGCAACUCUGGCAGACUUCUUACGAUUUCACUCGCUUCAGUGAAACAGAUGACAGCAGCAGUUUACCUGUGGCAGAAAAGUCAGACAGCAGCCCAUCAGUCAGGAAACCCUCCAUCCACCUGAACCUGCCUGACUUCCAGGAUGCAUCCACAGGUUCCCUCACCCCUCCCUCAGUGGCAGCGUCGCGCCUGGAGGCGGCGCUGUCAGAGGUGUCAGACGUCAGCUCUACCCGCCGCCAAGGCCCCGCCUACAUCUGGACCACGCUGGAACACAUUUGGCUGCAGGCUG
Messenger RNA from Austrofundulus limnaeus, 859 nucleotides. It is a transcript of the gene ttc7a, whose product is annotated as tetratricopeptide repeat domain 7A. Gene Ontology annotation, biological process: protein localization to plasma membrane; phosphatidylinositol phosphate biosynthetic process. The record is from RefSeq and is a predicted model, not a curated record. Gene Ontology annotation, molecular function: protein binding. Gene Ontology annotation, cellular component: plasma membrane. NCBI's taxonomy places the organism in Eukaryota, Metazoa, Chordata, Actinopteri, Cyprinodontiformes, Rivulidae.